This is a messenger RNA of Phyllopteryx taeniolatus (common seadragon), 5903 nucleotides long. It is a transcript of the gene nf2a, whose product is annotated as NF2, moesin-ezrin-radixin like (MERLIN) tumor suppressor a. Gene Ontology annotation, cellular component: plasma membrane; cytoskeleton; filopodium. Gene Ontology annotation, molecular function: cell adhesion molecule binding; actin binding. Gene Ontology annotation, biological process: regulation of organelle assembly; positive regulation of protein localization to early endosome; regulation of gliogenesis. The record is from RefSeq and is a predicted model, not a curated record. The transcript is spliced from 17 exons. Bases 526 to 2304 code for a protein of 592 amino acids. NCBI's taxonomy places the organism in Eukaryota, Metazoa, Chordata, Actinopteri, Syngnathiformes, Syngnathidae.
AUUCAACUUCAUAAACCCCAAAAGACAAAACAACGACAUGAAAAUGACAAAACACACAUUACUGUGUUGUUAUGACAUAAAAUACACAAAUUCAUGAAUACACACCCGUUUACCAUCAUCAGUGUGGCGCUUGUCAGCAUGGUUCCCACAUUAUCAUACGGUACCUGAACGUGGCAUCGUUCAACAGUGUGGACAUGAAGCAAAAGUGCUAGCUAGCUUCGCGUCUCGGAACAAAAUGAAAAUGUAACACUUCUGUGGAGAAGACGUGUUCUAUUAACAAAUUGUAAAACCCCUCAAAAUUGGCUAAUAUGUAUGAUUACUAAUCCGGGAGCAUGUUUGUGUCGGCCCCACCGCAACUAUGCUCCAACUUUUGGCUUGUCAGUUUGAAAUUAGUUUAGAAACUGGAUUGUCCCAGGCUAAAGACGCCGGAAUGUGAGUUAAAGUGGUUUGACGGUGCGUUCAUGGACACCUUGGGCUUGUUGAGGACUGUUUAGUGAUAGUUUUUAGUUGAUAUUUUUUGUGGCCAUGGCGAGCUACUUGGCGGGCAAAAUGGGAUUUAACUCUCUGAUGAGGAAACAAAACCGGAACUUCAACGUGAGGAUCUGCACCAUGGAGUCGGACAUGGAAUUCAGCUGCGAGAUGAAGUGGAAGGGGAAGGAUCUGUUCGAGCUGGUGUGCAGAACUCUGGGCCUGAGGGAGACCUGGUUCUUCGGCCUCAGGUACCACGUCAAGGACACGGUCGCCUGGCUCAAGAUGGACAAGAAGGUGCUGGAUCAGGAGGUCCCCAAGGAGGAGCCCAUCACCCUCCACUUCCUGGCCAAGUUCUACCCGGAGAACGUUGAAGAGGAGCUGAUACGAGCAGAAGAACAAAAAUAUUCACAACAGAAUUUGGCACUCAACCAGCAACAGGUGAAGAAGAAGAUCCUGGAGGAGGAGAUCCACUGUCCUCCAGAAGCUUCUGUGCUGUUGGCCUCCUACGCCGUACAUGCUAAGUAUGGCGACUACAACCCCAACGUUCACAAGCCUGGCUUUUUGGCUCAGGAGGAGCUGCUGCCUAAAAGGGUGAUCAACUUGUACCAGAUGACGGCAGAAAUGUGGGAGGAGAGGAUCGCAGUGUGUUAUGCUGAACACAGGGGUCGGACGAGGGAGGAAGCCGAGAUGGAAUAUCUGAAGAUUGCUCAGGACCUGGACAUGUACGGCGUCAAUUACUUCUUAAUCCGGAAUAAAAAGGGAACAGAUCUGCUUCUGGGCGUGGACGCUCUGGGCCUGCACAUCUACGAGCCGGACAACAGGCUGACGCCCAAGUGCUCCUUUCCCUGGAACGAGAUCCGCAACAUCUCGUACAGUGACAAAGAGUUCACCAUCAAACCUUUGGACAAGAAAGCCAACGUCUUCAAGUUCAACUCUUCACAGCUGAGAGUCAACAAAUUGAUCCUCCAGCUGUGCAUCGGCAGCCACGACUUGUUCAUGCGCAGACGGCGCGUUGACUCCCUGGAGGUGCAGCAGAUGAAGGCCCAGGCCAGAGAGGAGAGGGCCAGGAAGCAGGUGGAGAGGCAGCGUUUGCGCCAGGAGAAGCAGCGCCGGGAAGAAGCGGAACGCGUCCGGGACGAGCUGGAGAGGCGACUCAUUCAGCUUCAAGACGAAGCGCACAUGGCCAACGAGGCCUUGUUGCGCUCGGAGCAGACGGCGGAUCUUCUGGCAGAGAAGGCCCAGCUCGCGGAGGAGGAGGCCAAGCUGCUAGCCCAGAAGGCGGCUGAGGCGGAGACGGAGAUGAAGCGCAUCAAGGUGACGGCCAUGCGGGGCCACGAGGAAAGGCGGCUCAUGGAGCACAAGAUGGUGGAGGCCGAGAGAAUAGCCCUUAAGAUGGCGAACGAGUCGGAACACAGGGCCAAGGAGGCGGAGCAGUUGAAGCAGGAUCUGCUGGAAGCCAGGCAGUCUGAGCACAGGGCCAAGCACAAGCUCCUGGAAAUUACAAGCAGAGUGUACACGUGCCCUGCGCUGCCGGUCGACUGCAUGCCUCCUGACCUGAGCUUCAGCAGGGAGAACCUGAGCUUUGACUUUAAAGACACCGACAUGAAACGACUCUCCAUGGAGAUCGAGAAGGAGAAGGUGGAGUACAUGGAGAAGAGCAAGCACCUCCAGGAACAGCUGAACGAGCUGAAGACAGAGAUCGAGAGCCUGAAGCUAAAGGAGCGCCAGACCCCGCUGGAUGUGAUCCACGACCACAACGCUGAGCAGGGAGCCAGCAAGCAUAGCAAUUUUAAGAAGAAGACUGAAGACAGAAGAAGUGCUGCACAUGGUUAAAAUACACCAUCAGAAACAUCCAUCCAUCCAUUUUCUGAGCCGCUUCUCCUCACUAGGGUCGCGGGCCCAUCAGAAACAUUGUAAUUAAUUAAAAAAUAAGAAUAUUGUGAUUGUGUUGAAAUGGCACAACAAUGAAAAAGUGAAACUGUGAUGUUUCAGGUAGGUGUCUCUCAUUUUCUUUCCCUCUCCAUAGCACAUGAGCACUUUUAAUUUGGUAGCUGCAGCAUUGGUAAAGGGGGGCGGUGGGUUGGGCUUUCCACCCACCCCCCCACAGACAUAAUUUCAUUGGGAUCAUCUGCACUUGGCUCUCCGUCUGUUUCAAUUAGCCUACAAGCGGGUGGAAAGAAAGCCAGCUGAUCAAUGUCAACGAGCACGAGAAAGAAAAUAAGUGUGACGAGGUCAAAUGGCACCCGUUUGGGUUUUCCUCCUCAGGAUUUCAUUUUGGGGUCAAGGGCAACAUUUAUUGUUAAAUGGACAAGCAAGCCAGGUUUAAAAAAAGAAAAGCAGUAAUCCCUCCCUCCAUCACUGGGGUUUGGUUACAGACCCCCCCCCCAUGACUGAAAAUCCGUGAUAUAGAAAUACCCUGUUUAAAUACACCCUAGGCAUGUUUUUAUAGCAUUUAUCUCACUUCAAACUUGUUUGAAGGUCUGUAAUACACGUUGAAAACAAUACAAACUUAUUCAAACAUAAUAUAUUGAGAGAGAGCAAGAGCAAUUGAUGGCAAAAAUACUAUCCAUCCAUCCAUUUUUUUUACCGCUUCUCCUCACUAGGGUCGCGGGCGUGCUGGAGCCUAUCCCAGCUAUCAUCGGGCAGGAGGCUGGGUACACUCUGAACUGGUUGCCAGCCAAUCGCAGGGCACAUAGAAACAAACAACCAUUCACACUCACAUUCACAUUCACACGUACGGGCAAUUUAGAGUCUUCAAUUAACAUACCAUGCAUGUUUUUGGGAUGUGGGAGGAAACCAGAGUACCUGGAGAAAACCUACGCAGGCACGGGGAGAACAUGCAAACGCCACACAGGCGGGGCUGGGGAUUGAACCCCGGUCCUCAGAACUGUGAGGCAGACGCUCUAACUUGUCGUCCACCGUGUCGCCUUACUGUAUAUGUAAUAUUGUUUAUUUUAAUAAUACAAUCAAUUCAUGCUCUUAACAUUGUAUUAUAUCAAUCAGUGUAUUUUUAUUUUAAAAAUAUGUAAUUAUUUCAUUAAAUAAAUCAAAACAUUUAAAUGCAUAUUUCAAAUUGUUUAUUCAGCCAAUUUAUAGUGAACUACAGCUAACUUUUUGUUUUUCACAAUAAAUGGAAGAAAAUUACCAGUGACCCUACGUCUUAAACCUCUACUUUGAAACAAACACCAACCAUCUUGAAACCCUACUUUGAAACCCUAACCUUUAAUCAAAACUUUAACCCUGAUGUGGAACCUGGCAUUGGAACACUAAAAUUGGCUUAAAACCUUUCUUUGAAACCUUAUCAUUUCCUUGAAACCCUAACAUUGUUUUACAAUCCUAAUUUGAAACCCUAAUCUGGUCUUGAAACCAUAAUUUAAAGCAUGUCUUGAAAUCCCAAUUUGAAACCCAAAGCUUGUCUUUUUUUAUUAUUAUAAUUUUUUUCCCUGUCCUGUUCAGCUGCAUGAUCAAGCAGAAUGGUCAUGCAGCUGUAUGCUUUUUGUGCUGGAACAGUUUUGCUGUGCAACAGGGGACUUAAUACUCCCUCUGUUUAAUUUAUUUAUUAUUUUUGUUAAUUAUUCUGAUGUUUAUUGAAAAUGCAGCUGGACAGAAAAGCGUUUUAGGGGAAAAACAGAGGGACAGAACGGACAAAACUCUGACCCUUAAUUUGAAACUCAACUCUCUUUAAACCCUAACCUUUGUUUGCAACCAUCAUUUGAAACCUUACUUUGAAGCCAUAAUAAGCCUGACAUGGAACCCUAAUGUGAAACCCUAUCCCUGGGUUUUAAAAAAAGCAAAUUGUCUUGAAACUCUACUUUGAAAACCUAAAUCAGAUUUUAAACUGUCACUUGAAACUUCAACUGAAACCCUAACCCUAUAUUGAAACCUUAAUAUGAAUGUCUAACCCUGGCUUGAAACCCCAAUUGGAAACCCUAACCUUGAUCUGAAUAGCACAAGGUAGAAACAAUAAUUAAACAUAACUCAUUCAAUUGUUAUCUCUGAAUUUUGACAAGAAAAUGACAUCACCACUUCCAUCAUAACAACAUUAGUGAGUCUUUUUUUCCCUCACAUCGGCAGUGACAAAAGGAAUUUUUAUUUUGUGCACAUCUUCCGCCUUUUCACAGCCAAACUAGCAGCAAAUGUUGCACAUACCGAGAAAAGGCGAUAUGAUGAAAUCAAAUGGGAAGCAGCAAUCAAUGAGUGUGUGCGUGCGCGUGUGUCUUUCACACACCAGCUGUUGGAGGCAAUGUGCAACGGUAAUGACAUUAUUUUUGCCGCACAAAAAAGAAAACACACAAAAAAGGUCCUAUCGUGGGUGUUUGCUCCUGUUUCCGAAUGUUCCAAUAUGUUCUAUUUUAUGUUUGACUCAUCACCUUCUAUUGUCCUUUGAUGCAGAGGGACCAUUACAAAUUCAUAUUACAGUCACAUGUGAAAUGUAAAACAAUCAUUUUGAAACAAAAAGUAUACUAAUUUUGCAAGUCAUUUUUGCAAGAAAUUUUUUUUUCAAAAAAAAAAGUCAUAGCCUAAUCUUCUGAAAAUAAAAUUGGAUAUUUUCAAGAAAGACAUUUUAAUCUUACUAAAAAAAGUACUACUGAUAUCGAAAAUACAUUUUUAACCUAACCAGAAACGUGUCAUUUAAAAAAAAAAAAUCUAAAAGGUCUGUUUUUUGCUGUUGUUGUUGUUAUAGAAAAAAAAGAAACUAUGUUUUUGUAUAUUUUUUGAUGAAUAAAGUCAGAAUCGUCUCAGAAUAGUCUGUUUUUUUUUAUAAACCCAUACUUUUUCAUGCAUCAUCCAUCGAAGAAAAAAAAUCGUCCUGGUGAACGGUGAAAAAAAGCAAUAAACUAAAAACAAUGAAGUUGUAUUUUUUCAAGAGCUUCUAAAAUAUUUUUUUAAUCGAAAAAAACAAAACCUUCUGGGAAUCGUCAUAUUUUUGUCAGAAUGAAGUUGUAUGUUUUGAGAAAAAAAAGGUUAUAGUCUUCAGAAAAUAAAGCAGGGAAAAAAAGUCCAAAUCUUUUAAGAAUAGCAUCAGACUUUUUGAAGGACUUUAUUCCCCCGAAUUAAAUUGUAAUUUUAGAAUGACAUUGUAAUCUUUCAUCAAAAAGUAAAAAUAAAUUCUGAAAAUUUUUCAUAAGAUUUCGAGAAUACUGUAGUCAGAUUUAAAAAAAUAAAAAUAAAAAAGAAAACAGUCAUAAUCUAUUGAGAAUAGAAACGUUUUUGUUUUGUUUUUUCAGGAAUAAAACUGUAAUCGGCAGCACGGUGAAUGACUGGUUAGAGCACAUCUGCCUCACAGUUCUGAGGACCUGGGUUCAAAUCCAUCUGUGUGGAUUUUGCAUGUUCUCCCUGUGCCUGCAUGGGUUUUCUCCGGGCACUCCGGUUUCCUCCCACAUCCCAAAAACAUGCAUGGUAGGUUGAUUGAAGACUCUAAAUUGGCCGUA